This is a messenger RNA of Pochonia chlamydosporia 170, 276 nucleotides long. Its product is annotated as heterokaryon incompatibility protein (HET) domain-containing protein. The record is from RefSeq and is a predicted model, not a curated record. The transcript has a single exon. NCBI's taxonomy places the organism in Eukaryota, Fungi, Ascomycota, Sordariomycetes, Hypocreales, Clavicipitaceae. The coding region runs from base 1 to 276 and encodes 91 amino acids.
AUGGCGCAGUUGAGGUAUUGCUACGAGAGAGCUUUAAACCCAACCAAGUCAGAAAUCCGACUUCUAUCCAUCCUCCCAGGCCCACCGUCAAGCGACAUCGAAUGCACCAUUGAAAUAGCUUCUUUGUGUCACAGUCUUCCAUAUGCUUGUCUUUCCUAUACGUGGGGGGAACCGGGUGAUGUUGCCGUUAUUACGCUGAACAGUCUCCCCUUCACCGUUACCAAAAGCUUGUUAACGGCUCUGCAUCAUUUGCGAAAUGACCAGGACGUCGUUUAA